Thunnus maccoyii (southern bluefin tuna) is the source of this 2394-nucleotide messenger RNA. RefSeq names its product putative ferric-chelate reductase 1. The transcript is spliced from 17 exons. Bases 85 to 1887 code for a protein of 600 amino acids. Lineage: Eukaryota; Metazoa; Chordata; Actinopteri; Scombriformes; Scombridae. The record is from RefSeq and is a predicted model, not a curated record. Gene Ontology annotation, molecular function: oxidoreductase activity, acting on metal ions.
CAGCAGGUUAAAAGCAUCCAGUCAGUGAACUCCACUGAACCCUCCCACUGAGUCUGCGCAGUGCUUCAGUCUGAACAGGACAAGAUGUCUCCUGUGGGGCUAUGUUGCCUCCUCUUCCUCUCUGUCACGGUGUGUAACUGGGUACCAGCAGGUUGCUAUGCCAACGGCAAGGUCACCAAAGUCUGUGGCAGCAUGAAAGCUCACCAUGGUGUCCCUGGUCAGACGAGCCCCAACCCCUACCACCUGACAACCAACACCACUGUGUUCAGCCCCGGAGAUCAUAUCCAAGUCAUCCUGUCUGGACCAUCAUAUUUCAAGGGCUUCUUGCUUCAGGCCAGAGAUGCAGCCAAUAAGAGCUCAGUAUCCACAGUUGGCACCUUCACCCUGACUGAUCCGACCAAGACGCAGCUGCUCACCUGUAAUAAGCAGCAGGGUUCAGCGGUGAGCCAUACGAGUGAUGCCAAACAAACACAGGUUAUUGUCAUCUGGAAUGCUCCUGAAGAUGCUCCCAGUGAAGUUCAGUUCUUUGUAACUGUACUUGCACACUACCGUUUAUUUUGGGUGAAGCAGCCAGGACCAAUCAUCUGCCAGCAUGGUGUUAGUCCUCCCCCACCUCAGCCCACCACUACACCCACUAAAGCACCGACGACCACAUCCUCUAUCUUGUCCGGACCUUUCACUGCGGAGGGAUGUGGCUGGGAGAAAUCCUGCCUCUUUGACCCUCCAGGCUGUGAUCCAAAAGAAGAUCCUCACUGCUUCUUCCUGUCCAUGACAACAGAGGGACCAGACAGAACGUCUGUGAUAUUUGAGCUGAGCGGCCCAGCGGAGGGAUACCUUUCCUUUGCCUUGUCCUGGGACACAUGGAUGGGCGAUGACGAUGUGUAUAUGUGUGUGAAAGAUGGGAAUAGAGUGUCAGUGACUGCUGCAUUCGUCAGUGGUCGAACACACCCAGAGGACGAGUCACAGGCUGGUCUCUCCUCGGUGUCAUGGCGACUGGCAGAUGGAGCGCUCCAGUGCAGGUUCAAUCGACCAGUCAAACUGUCCAAUCAGGAACCAGCACGCUAUGAUCUGGACCAAGAGUACUUUCUGUUUCUAGCCAGUGGACAUGCUCAGUACGGUAAAAUGUGGAGGCAUAGUCGCCAACCUCUAAUCUCCACCCUCAGAAAACGUAUCACCGGCCCACCUGAGAUUCUUGAAGGCUCCCGCGGACCAAUCAUUCUGAAAGUGCAUGGUGCACUGAUGCUUGUAGCCUGGAUGCUAACAGGAAGUGUCGGUAUCUUCAUUGCCAGCUUCUAUAGAACUGAUUGGCCAAAUCAGACUCUGUUUGGCAAGAAAGUUUGGUUCCAGGUUCAUCGAGGCCUGAUGAUGGUAACUGUGAGUCUGACCAUUGUGGCCUUUUGCCUUCCAUUUUUCUACAGGAGAGGCUGGAGCGAGCAUGCAGGUGUCCAUCCCUACCUAGGUUGUUGUGUCCUGGCAUUAGCUCUGAUUCAACCAAUCGUGGCUGCUUUCAGAUCAUCACUUGACUCUCACAGAUACAUGUGGGCUCACUGGGGAGUUGGCUCUGUGACUGAGAUCAUGGCAGUGGCAGCCAUGUUCUUGGGCAUGCAUCAAUCAUCGCUGCUCCUCCCCUCACCAUGGGCAACACAUGUUCUGAUUGGCUACGUGACCUUGCAGGCCUCAUUCAGGUUCCUCCUCCUGAUGCUGAUGCACAAGCAUCUUUACAUCAAAACAUCAGCACUGGGAUCAGAUGACCAACAAGGCAUUCUUUCUGACCAAUCACAGCCUGGUCGCUGGGAGACCUUCAUCAAGUCUUUCAUCUUGGCUGCUUUUGCUUUGGGAAACUGUGGUCUCCUAAUGGCCCUGUUGUCUUUCAUAGCUGCAAUUUGACAUUUAAUUGCAAACAAUGUAAAUACAUUUUCAAGACUGUGGCACCCCAGCAACAUUAAGGUGACUUUUGGUGCAAGCUUUGGUUUUGCCCUGACACCACUGAGCCCUACAAACUACAGGUUUUAACUGAAAGCUUUGGAAGCCAGUAGGUAACAAUGACUACCAGUCCAACAGCAAGAAUGAGGGACUUUAAGUUAAUUAUUCAAACCCACUAUCAUCUACUUAAAACCAAAUCUCUUUCACUUUACAGUAUAUUUUCUGUUUUGCUUGUAAAUGUGUAGUUACAGUGUACAUUUACUUUAUUCUUGUACAUUUCUGAUUAAUUGUUGGUAUUCCAACUCUAUUUUCAGUUACAUUAUUAAUGUUUAAUAGUAGCACUUCAUUGGCCCCUACUGAAUAAUUCAUUAAAGCAUUAACCCCUGGAUCAGCAAAAUGUGCUUUUUGAUGUUUUUAAUUUUGUUUUGUUUUGUUUUGAUAUUCAUUAACCUGCAUAAUGUACUCAGUUUU